AAGCAAUGAAGAGAGUACUAGGAAGUCUCAACCUCAAUAUAGUAGAGAUGGUAGAUGAAAAUGCAACCUUGGAUGGAGGAGACGUCUUAUUUACAGGCAGAGAAUUUUUUGUGGGUCUUUCAAGGCGGACAAAUCAACGUGGUGCAGAAAUUCUGGCUGACACAUUUAAGGAUUAUGCUGUCUCCACAGUCCCUGUUCACGAUUCUUUGCAUCUGAAGAGCUUUUGCAGCAUGGCUGGACCAAACUUGAUUGCUAUUGGAUCAAGUGAAGCUGCACAGAAAGCCCUCAAGACCAUGCAACAGAUGAGUGACCACCGCUACGACAAGCUGACGGUGCCCGAUGAUGCUGCAGCAAAUUGCAUUUACUUAAACAUUCCCAGCAAAGGCCACGUCCUGCUGCACCGAGCCCCCGAGGAGUACCCGGAGAGUGCAAAGGUAUUUGAAAAACUGAAGGACCACAUGCUGAUCCCAAUAGCCAACACAGAACUGGAGAAAGUAGAUGGGUCACUCACCUGUUGCUCUGUGCUUAUUAACAAAACUUCAGAAUUAUGAGUUUACAGAGUUCCCUCCCUUGUAACUGGCAAUAAUGUUACACACAAGGUAGACGAAUCUGUAUCCACACUUUUAUUGUUUUUAUUGACAAUCUACUGUACCACUGUGCUACUAACCCUUGUUUACAGAUUUUUUGCUUUUGUGUAUUUUUUAUUAUGUCCUUGCAGAUGGCAUUUAAGAUGGAUGUACGGUUUGUAGGGGGGCACAUAACUCUGAAGUGUGUUAGUCCCAUGGGCUAGCAGACGACAAUUAUAACGGCUAACCCCUAGCUCUAGUGAUUUAACAUACUUGUGUGAAAAUUUUAUGAAAACCAACUAAUUCUCAACAUUUCAAGCACCUCUGUUGUCUUUACACUGUUCCAUUUUCUUGUCUUUUUUCUCUGGCUUCCUUGCUCUGCAACUUUUUUUUUCUUCCUAGAUCCUCUUUACUUUCAAUGAUGCAAGAUAUCAGGGAGGACUGAAGAAAACUCA
This is a messenger RNA of Apaloderma vittatum (bar-tailed trogon), 1021 nucleotides long. RefSeq names its product dimethylarginine dimethylaminohydrolase 1 (gene DDAH1). Lineage: Eukaryota; Metazoa; Chordata; Aves; Trogoniformes; Trogonidae. Gene Ontology annotation, molecular function: amino acid binding; dimethylargininase activity. The record is from RefSeq and is a predicted model, not a curated record. Gene Ontology annotation, biological process: positive regulation of nitric oxide biosynthetic process; arginine metabolic process. The transcript has 5 exons. Bases 6 to 551 code for a protein of 181 amino acids.